Messenger RNA from Rhopalosiphum maidis (corn leaf aphid), 1217 nucleotides. RefSeq lists its product as uncharacterized. NCBI's taxonomy places the organism in Eukaryota, Metazoa, Arthropoda, Insecta, Hemiptera, Aphididae. The transcript is spliced from 3 exons. Bases 201 to 893 code for a protein of 230 amino acids. The record is from RefSeq and is a predicted model, not a curated record.
GCGUGAACCAGUGCGAGGACGACCGCCGCCGUGUCGCGUUACGUACCGUAGUGUUCUUCAGCGCGCGUGCGUUUGUCAGUGCGCCCGUUUGCCCGUCGGCCGGGCCCGGGUUUUGUGGCCGCGCGGGUCCGGUGAGAAAGCCCGCCAAACGCGGUACCCGUCUCGCGGGCGACCGGACGCCGUGCGAUCGACCAUCCGCCAUGGAAGUCAAGAAACGGUACAUAUGGUCCGACCGGGAGACCGAACACUUCAUCAGGCUCAUCAUCGACAUGGGCAUGACCAACAUGUUGGACAGCAAGAGGAAAAGAAAUUCAGAUCUUUAUUCCAGUCUAGUUGAACCAAUGGCAGCUGCAGGUUUUAAUAGAGAUGCGACGCAACUGAGGACUAAAUGGAAACACUUGAAACAAGAUUACAAAUUAGAAUUGGUGAGAAUUGAUAAAAACGGUGCUGCGAGUUCAAGGAUGUCGUAUUUUCAUCUGCUCCAUGAAGUUUUGAGCUGCAAACCAAGCAAUGCUAUGACUUACCUUUGUGAAGUUGUUUCAAAUUCUCCUCCGCGGCUCGAAAUUGGAGAAGGUAUUAAGACUGAAUACUUAGAUGAUAUGAAAAUGGAUACAGACUUCUACAGAGUGACCGAACCGCAAGUCGACAUCAUUCAGUCGUGUGACGCACAAACACAGACGGACGGCACAACGGAACAGCACGUAUUGCAAAAGUUGCACGCGUUGGAAAACAGCAUCAACGUCCUAAGAGAAGACUGGCGGAGAGAUCGGGAGAUGCAAAACGUGCUGAUGGAAAAACACACGAGAAGGAUGUUGGAACACCAAAAAACGUUGAUGGAUCAUUUUUUUGCAAAAACCAAAUCGCAUUUAUUGAAAACCAAAAAUAAAGACUGAAGUCCGUAUUUUGAUGCGUCGCAGAACUCUGCAACUGCGUCGAUGUUCGAAACGCGAUUCUUUGUACCUCAAAGAACAUAUUAUUAUUAUUAUUAUUAUUUUAUCAUACUCAUAUUAUUAUUACAAUAAUUGAUAUUAUAAUACACACCCAUGUCUGUAAUACCCGAUUAUAUAUAAAUAUAUAUGUAUUCACGCAAAUGUUUAGCAUGUGUAAAUACGUUUGUACCAAAUUUAAAACUAUAUUAUAUCGUAAUAAUAACUUUAAGACAGGACACGUUGCUUGAUAUGUAUAUAAUAAGUAAUAACAAUUAUCACUAAAAUGAA